Molecule: messenger RNA, 764 nt
Organism: Paramuricea clavata
Lineage: Eukaryota; Metazoa; Cnidaria; Anthozoa; Malacalcyonacea; Plexauridae
Source: the annotation of a GenBank genome assembly
AUGUCGCGAGAGCAGCGAUCGAAAUUAAAAUGGACAGAGCAAAUGAAUACAGAUCUGCUAGAAUGUAAGAAGAGAGCGAUGGAAUUCCUUAAAUCGGAAAACCUGCCAUGCCAUGUGAACGGCAGAAAGAAAGGCUAUAUACAAGUUAUGAAAGAUCUGUGGGACAAGAGAGGAUACGAACAUCUUGGAUUGAAGAGCCAAAACCUGCGAGAUCAAGCCGCCAGGCUUGAGAAAAUUAACGCUACAGCUGAGACUCGUCCUAUCGGUAAGGUAAGCGGCGGAGCGGUUAUCGAUGACGAAAGAGAGCAGACAUUAGAUGAAAACCAGAGAAGGCACAACACGAUUUCACAACAUGAAUUUAGCAAUUUUGAAAAUCAAAACACCAUUAGUCAAAAUGCAAAUUUGGAGGUAAACAGCAAUCUGGAUUUGCAUACAGACAAUGAUAUUGUCCAAAACAGUCACGAACGGCAAGAAACCGAAGCUGUAGAGAGCUUUGAAGUGGCCAAUGACUGUCCUGGUGAACCACACGCCGGCAUACAUGAAGCAGGACGUUUACCCGACUAUGUUGCUGUUGAUAUACCAUCGAUUACCAUCUGGGGACGCAGAGCGGACGGCUCAAUAAUUACGUUCAACUCGUCAACCAUAGUUAAUGCAUACGAUGAAAUUACGCGAUGGCGUAAAAAUACCUUUCUCGUCCCGUAUGGCAAAGUUGGGCGAGACUUUAUCGACCAGCUAACACAACAUAUAAACGAUUGGAACAACCA